AAAACAGAAGUUGGGAAGAAGGAUCCAGCACAUUAACAGCAAAGGAAGCUCAACCUUCCUCAGUACCAACCCAUUCCUCCAGCCCAUCACAGCAGUGUUCAAUCAAGGAGAAUGCUAAGGCUGUCACCCCAAGCACAUCAACAUCUGCCAAGCAGCCUGGGGAAAAUGGCCCAGAGGAAAGCACAGUUCAGAAAGUCAGAAGUCUGCGUCCUGUGAUCCUCCCUCACGAUUUAUGUGAGAAAUUUCUAAAGUCUGCAAGGAAGAACACUAAGAAGAAAAUUGAGACCUGUGGUGUUUUGUGCGGAUCCAUGGUAGGAGAGGAGUACCAGAUCACGCACAUAGUCAUACCACUCCAGGAAGGAGGCCCUGACUACUGCUAUGCCACCAAUGAAGAGGAACUGUUUUUUAUUCAAGAAGAACUGGGGCUUCUCACCUUAGGGUGGAUUCAUACCCAUCCAACCCAGAGAGCAUUCUUAUCAAGUGUGGACCUACACACCCACUUUUGCUACCAGCAGAUGCUGCCUGAGUCCAUCGCAGUUGUGUGUGCCCCCAAAUACAAAGAAAUUGGAAUUUUCUCACUGACACCUACUGGGAUAAAUGAAAUUUCCUGCUGCUCCAUGAGGGGGUUCCAUCCUCAUAGAGAGGACACUCCUCUCUUCUGCGACUGUGGCCAUGUCACCAUCCAGAACACCAAAGUGAUGAUCACUGAUUUACGAUGA
This is a messenger RNA of Psammomys obesus (fat sand rat), 719 nucleotides long. Its product is annotated as STAM-binding protein-like. Gene Ontology annotation, cellular component: endosome; cleavage furrow. Gene Ontology annotation, biological process: protein K63-linked deubiquitination. The annotation marks the transcript as partial. The record is from RefSeq and is a predicted model, not a curated record. NCBI's taxonomy places the organism in Eukaryota, Metazoa, Chordata, Mammalia, Rodentia, Muridae. Gene Ontology annotation, molecular function: metal-dependent deubiquitinase activity; protein binding; K63-linked deubiquitinase activity. The transcript has 6 exons.